This is a messenger RNA of Fukomys damarensis (Damara mole-rat), 2929 nucleotides long. Its product is annotated as coiled-coil domain-containing protein 170-like. The transcript has 10 exons. NCBI's taxonomy places the organism in Eukaryota, Metazoa, Chordata, Mammalia, Rodentia, Bathyergidae. The record is from RefSeq and is a predicted model, not a curated record. Bases 639 to 2375 code for a protein of 578 amino acids.
GUGGUGCUCCUCCUGCCUCAGCCUCGUAGUGCUGGGAUCACAGGCAUGCACCACCAUGCCUGGUGGGGUUGAUUUAAAACAGCCACAGAACAACUACAGGACAACUUCACUUCAGGGUUUCUACUGUUACCCUUCCACAGUGACUGGAUGGGGAAAAGCCAUAGGAGAUAGUUGCAGAUUAGACAUAGAUUCCCCUGAGAAGUUUAAGCUCAGCCUGGGAAGAACAUGGAACCCUGCCCUCUGUGAUGAGAAGCCAGGCCUGAUGUGUGGUUUUUCAGAAGCAGCUGGAUCUCGCAUUAAGACCAGUGGUCUGCUUGAACCCUCAACCUACUGCCUACAUCCAGCACAGUGUAGAGAGGUCUGAUCACUUUCCCAUCAGCCAACAUGAGCAAGAACAUGCUUCAGCUAGGACAGUUGCCAUAGCCUGGGAAACCAGGUCCACCUAUCUCCAAGCAAUAGGCUCAGCGAGCAGCUCCUUCUGAGGUGUGGCUAAACACUGCAGAUCUUGAGUGGAACCUUCUGGAAGACUGUUGGCGUUGAGCAGACCUCAGCAUCUCUUCCUGCGUGCUCUUUGGCAGCUCCUCUUGGAAGCACCUUAGAUCACCAUUAGCUGUGUUCCUGCUUCCUGUAUCACCGGCAUGUCAAACCUGGUCCAGUCUUUAAACCAGGCAGAUCUAGGAAGGCUUGCUACUGGCCAAACCAAAGGGCCUCAGGGGGCUAUGUCUUCAGAAGUCAGGCAUCAGUCAGCUCAGAAGAACAGCCCAGUGGCUUCUUUUGAUCCACUUCUUGAAGUAGUUACCACUAGGAACCCAAUCAUGAAUUGUACAAAGGCAGCUGACCAUCCUGGCUUUGCUGGUUUGCUGAUGAAAAACAAGAAUGUUUUAUCUGAGCUAAGAACUCUUCAAAGAAAACUUUUCAGAGAAGAGACUUCAUUGCGAGAGACAAAGACUGAACUAGCAAGGUACAAAGAACAGCAGUCAUUCCAGAUCAUGUCCCUGAGAGAUGACGUCAAGGGCCUGCAGGAAUUUAUUACUUCCCUAACCAGAAUGAAGUCUUUGAAAGACUCCAAUAUUCAGAGUCUUGAAAGAGGCAACUGGGAUCUAGCUAAACGAGUUACAGAACUAGAAAACCUUCUAAGAGUACUUCUGGCUGAAAGAGAAAAAGGAAAGCAAAAAGCAGACUUUUUGAUGAAUAAAUUGUCACGUACGAGCAGAUUCCCUCCUGUGAAUAUAAAAGGACAAGAGGAUCCUUUGGAUAUUUUUCUAGUGAAGGAAAAGGGCAAAUCAGUCCUGGCCAGAGAAUUUGAGACAGAGAUUAUCCACUCUGAAGGACCAAAUGAUGUGCAGAAAGUUUGGGAUAAAUGUCAACAAGAUGUGUUCCAUGAGGAAAAACAAACAUCUGAGUUAGAUGGACCUCCAUAUUCAUGCAGCCAAGAAGUUAAAACUGCGCGAUCCCAAUAUCAGGAUUUCCUCAGUCAGCUGGAUGCUCUUCUGAGUGACAGCAGUAGGCCCAUCCCAGCCACAGAGGACACUGUGAAGGAGAGGAUUCAAGAAAUUGGUGCAAAUGAACAAUCAUGGAAAUAUAGAGCUGAAGGCCUGCAGCAGAAAAUUCAGAAGCUCAUUAAGCGACUGGAGCAGCUGUAUCAAAUAUAUGAAGAGCCUGCUCACACUGGAGAGAAUUAUAGGGAACGAAAUAGACUCUCUAAAUGUCUGGAAGGAAACAUUGCUAUGAAUGACUGUUUUCAAGGGAAAUUAGACUUAGACAAGAAGAAAUUAAUUUCUACAAAGGAAAGCUCCAUGAUGCAGAAUUUCCUGAUAGAUAAGCACAACAAGUUCAAACACUUAGAUAUGUUACUGGAUAUUCAGCAGAACUUGCAGGUUGCGACAACACUAAGAUUGGAGGACAAAAUCCAGAAACUUCAGAAACAGCUUAGUGAUUUGAAAUUGUCAAACAAAACUAUGAAAACUCAACUGUCAAGAGUAAAUAUCCUUAAAGACAAAACACUUGAAAAGCUCAGGAAAUCCCUGAAAAAAGUUGAAACAAUGAAAGAGAAGGCAGCUGCGAAAACAGACAACUUGAAAACCACAGUGGACUCCACAAAACAAGAGGCGCAAUCGGAGAAAGAGAGGGCUCGAGACGGGUUAAGAGGUGUCUCUCCUGAGCGCUCCAUGGCACGGAGCGCACUUGGAGAAGCAUCCAGACAGGAACGAGAGCUUGCUGACUUUCGGGAAAUGAUUAUGAGGAUAUUGGGAUGGAACAUGAAAACAGCAGACAAAGAAAUCAUCAAUCAGCUGAAGCUUAUCAUACAAGUUUAUGAAAUAACUAACAAAUCAAAGAUUGCUUCUGCUUGUGAGAAGGGACAAGACAAGAAAUAAAGAAGUUCUUUUUUUCAUUGCUGCCAAUAACCCAGCAGAUGCGGAUAUUUCCUACAUCAUCUUGAAUAUGGCCACAUUAUGAAUAAAAUGUCCUGGAAAAUUUUCACUGAAAUCUGUCCCCUCUUGUAAUGUUUGGCAUUUAACCUUUAUAAUAAUCGGGUUCUAUGGAUUUAUUUAUGGUCUAGCCUGGAUUGUUGCUUAUAAUGUAUAAUUAUCUAAUUACCUUUCAUUACUAAUAUUAUUAUUACUAUUAUUGUUUUUGGUACUGGGAAUCGAACUUGGGACCUUGCAUUUGUGACAGGCAGCGGAACCACUGAGCUAAAUCGCUGGCCUGACUAAUGGUAUUUUAAGCAGGAUAUGAAUCUGUUUUGUUUUGUUUGUUUUUUUUUUUUAGUACUGGAGAUUGAACUCGGGUCCUUGCACUUGUGAGGCAGGCGGUGGAACCACUGAGCCAAAUCCUUGGCCCAGGAUAUGAAUCUGAAACUUGUAUUCUUAGUCAGGUGUGGUGGCACACAUAUGUAAUCCCAUACUUGGGAGGCUAAAGCAGGAGGAUU